This is a messenger RNA of Chelonoidis abingdonii (Abingdon island giant tortoise), 3689 nucleotides long. The record is from RefSeq and is a predicted model, not a curated record. Lineage: Eukaryota; Metazoa; Chordata; Testudines; Testudinidae.
ACCGGAGCGGGGCUGCAGGACAAGCUGCGCCUUGGGCGGCGAGCGGGACUCGGCGGCGGCGGCUCCCCGCGUCCGGGACUGGGAGUCGGGACGCUCCUGACACUCUCUGGGGCUGCGGCGGGCUCCCUCUGUUAGGCACAGUGACCGGGGGGGGGGACUUCUUGCACCAGCAUCGCCUGCACCCCCCUCCAGCAGUGACCGGGGGGGUCUUGCACCAGCAUCGCCUGCACCCCCCUCCAGCAGUGUCCGGGGGGUCUUGCACCAGCAUCGCCUGCACUCCCCAGCAGGGACCGGGGGGUCUUGCACCAGCAUCGCCUGCAGCCCUCACCCAGCAGUGACGGGGGAGAGGCAGGAACUAGCCUUGUCUACACCCCCCACCCCCAGCAGUGACGGUGGAGGGCUUGUGCCAGCAUUGCCAGCAGUGGCUGCAGCAUUCCUUUUCUUGCCUGCAGAAGCAGCCAGGCAGGUUGGUAGCAAAAGCACUUUGCAGCAGGUGGAGGAUCUGGGUCUAUAAUAGAACCAAGCUGGUGGAGUUUGGGGCUCUUCGGUUCCUGGCAUCGCCAAGUGCUGCGCUGGGUGUCCGAUUUUCCACUGGGAGCAUCGCUGCAGGGAUCUGCCUCACCUCUCCUGUAGUGCCUAACCCCUAUUUCUGACUACCCCCCUACCCAGAAUGGCAGCCAUCAAAAACUUACAGCUGUGGUGCAAGCAACAGUGUGAAGGCUACCGGGAUGUGAGCAUCACCAACAUGACCACCUCUUUCCGGGACGGCCUGGCAUUCUGUGCCAUCCUUCAUCGGCACAAACCAGACCUCAUAGACUUCAACAUCCUGAGUAAGGAAAACAUUUAUGAGAACAAUGCUUUGGCAUUUCGAGUGGCUGAGGAACAGCUAGGCAUUCCUGCCUUGCUGGAUGCUGAGGAUAUGGUGGCGCUGAGGGUGCCAGACAGGCUGAGCAUCCUCACCUAUGUCUCCCAGUAUUAUAACUAUUUCCAUGGACGGUCACCAAUUGGAGGCCUGUCUGGAAUCAAGCGUCCCACUUCGGAAUCGAGCGAGGAGCCACCUGGGAAAAAGGCCAUUUCGGAACCCAUCAAGCCCACCCCUGUAAAUUUACCAGCACAUUCACCAGCUGCAGCCAAGAUAAACCCAGCACGUCCAGGGCAGGAUCUGCCAAAGGAAAAUCCUCCAGUGACAUCGAAGAGAGUCCUGAUAGACAGUGGUAAUCUUCGUAGCAGCAGCUGUGCCAUCUGUGGGAGUCAUGUGCACCUGGUUCAGCGACACUUAGUCGAUGGGAAGCUCUACCAUAGGAACUGCUUCAGAUGCAAACAGUGUUCCAACACUCUACUGUCUGGGGCCUACAAACCUGGAACCGAACCUGGUGCUUACAUCUGUACCAGCCACCAACAGCCAACCAGUCUCCGGAAUUCCGAACCAUGUAACAUAGAGAACAAACCUACCAGUGCCUCCAGGACCUCAGGAGAUCCCCAGAAGGUGUUGGUGAAAUCAAGUCAGUUAAACAAAGGCACCAAUUCCACCUCCAAUCCCCCCAGUUCAACCAUGCCAUCUGGAUCACCUGCUGGCAGCAAUUCCAGCUCUGGUCCCAAAAGCCCAAAUACUCCAUGGUCAUCGUCAGUUGGGAAUAAAUCAGAUUGCCGUGAAGGUACUACUUCACCUUCUUGGACAGCAUUGGGAGCAAAAACGCAGCAAGCUCGAAAGAAGUUCUUCGAGUCCAGUGCGAGUACUUCAGAGUCUUUGACUCACAAAUCACCAGCUACUAAAGAUCAAGUCCUUCCUUCUCCUCCCUCUCAGGCAGCUAGUAAUACCACCUCUGGCAUACGCUUUUAUGGAGCAAACUCAGGCAACACUGAGAAGGAUAAAGCACGUCAACAUCUCACGCAGGCUCUUCCUGGACUAAAUGCCACUACAAACAGACCGGGAGGAGUCAGUUCCAGUAGCUCCCCACUGCCCAGUAGCUUUUCUCGCACCAUCUCCCCCAGGGAGAGUCCUGAUUACAAAAUACAGGCCGACAAACCAGGCCAUGCAAAAAAACCAGAGCAUGCUGCAUGGAGACCGGUAUCUUCACCCAAAAGUCCAGAAAAAAGCUUAGGAGUUUGGGUUGCCACUCAGAAUGGAGAGAAGGACCUGGUCACCCUCAGACCUGCCGAUACAGGGCGUAAGCCUGACUGGAAGGACACCAGAGGAGGAGUGAACAUCACUGAAGAUAAGUCUGAGAACCCAGCAGACUGGAGAUCUAAACUGAAGCCAGUGGCCAACAAAGACUCCAACCAGGGUGGUCCUAAGAAAUUGAUGGACAGCUCCAAGGUGACGAGCAACAUAGCCCUGAGCCCAGCACGGGGGGAGAAGUCGGCUUCAUCCAUUGCCACGCCGGCAAAUAAGGACCCUGCUCCAUCUGCUGCGCUGCCUCAAAAGAAGAAACUGAUCCCUGACAAGGAUCUUCUCAGUGACUGGCUGAAAUGGGGAGAGCCCUUUGUUCCUGCCAAGGAGAAGGAGUCAGACCAGUCAAAGCGGGUGUCUUCUCCAGUUAAACCGCCAGCUCCAAAAAUCAUCCAGAACCUUGUGAGCGAUGAAGUGGCAUCCCUGACCAAGCUCCAAGAAGACUACAUCCCUGAGGAAGAAAUCCAGGAGAAGGUGCGAGAGAUCGAAAAGCAGUUGGAUGAGCUGGAGCUCAAGGGAGUUGAUAUGGAGAAGCAUCUGCGUGACUGUGAGGAAGAUGAUUCAGAGGAUUCUCUCAUGGUGGAUUGGUUCAAACUGAUCCACGAGAAACAGCUGCUGUUGAGACUGGAGUCAGAGCUGAUGUACAAAUCGAAACAGCAGAAGCUGGAGGAGAAGCAGUGGAAUAUCGAGAGCGAGCUGCGGCGCCUAAUGAGCAAACCAGAGGAGCAGAAGACCUACAUGGAGAAGAAGCGGGAGAAGGAGCUGCUGGACUCGUACGUGAACACCGUCAAUGACCGAAAUGAUAUCGUGGAAUGCUUGGAUGAGGACAGACUCAGGGAGCUGGAGGAGGAUCAGAUGCUGGCAGACAUGCUCCGGAAGCUGGAUGCGUCUCCUGAGAGCCAGGAACCCAACAAGAGGAAAAGCAAGUUCCGCUGGUCCAAAAUAUGGAAGCAGAAAAGCAAGAAGAAAGCGCAGCAGUGAAGUUCUCUGCACGGCAGCAUGAAGGGCCAUGGAAUCCAGGAGUUGGUCCCUCUUGCACGCUAUGUCUCUGGAGUCAGACAGUGCUCCUCUGCCCUGAGGAAGGGGGAUUCAGGGCAUGAGGACUGCGGGGGCACUGAGAUUCCCCUCUCCUCCCAGAAGGAGCUCGACGUGUUAUCCACCCAGCUGAAUGAGAGCUGCCGCCUCUGCCAGGAGACUAUGCUGUGCCUUGCACUGCGCCAGCACUGGCCUGGCUGCCACUCCGCUGAGCAGAACUGAUUUGCUCACUGGCUGCUAGCUCGCUGGCUCUCUGGUCACACCAGUUCUGAUGCCCCCGAUCACCCUCUGCCACUGAACGGGCUGCAGUCCUGCCCAGGAUGGGUGCGUGAAGGGGGAACUGUUCCUCAGCCUCCUUUCCCGCACACGUUUGCUCCAUGAAUGUUGGGAAGCUCGGCGGGUAUGUCUACAUUGCAAUAAAACACCUGCCGUUGGCCCAUGUCAGCUGACGCGGGCUCAUGGGCUAUAUUCAGGCUCGUGCUGG